AUGGCUGGGCGUCAAGGCUAUGCUGCUGACAUCCCACCCUCAGUGCUUCCAGACGAACAGCUGGCAGCGUGGUUAGAAAAACUGCGACUGAACGGCUAUACUCCGAGAGCACGGGAGUGGUGUCAAAACAUGGGAGCUGUGAGUGUACAAGAGAUUCUGGAGAAUUGGAAGGACUUUGCAGACCACUGCAGUUUAAAACCCCUGGAGCGAAGACGCGUUGAGAAAGACUCUAUUGCUGCUGGCGGUGCAGCUGCGACCACUGCACCGAAAGCCCCGGCAGCCCCGGCAGCCCUAGCACCCGCACCUGCCACGAGCUCGGCCUCCAGCAGCAAACCUCCGGAUGGUGGCAACACCUUUGGUCCAGAGGACGAUCCGCAUCGCUACACCAUCAAGGAGGAGCUGGGCACCGGUGCGACCGCCACGGUUUGCAGGUGCACCAAAUCAGACGGUACACAGUAUGCGGUCAAAAGCAUCAACUUAAGCAAACUGCGGCUACAGCCGAACUUUCAGAAAGUUGCUGACAAGCUACAUCGGGAGGUGUCCAUUCUCUUCACCCUCCGGCAUCCCAGAAUCGUUUCCCUUUACGACGUGGUCGAGGGACGCGAUCACCUACAUUUGGUCAUGGAGUUGGUGGAAGGUGGGGAACUUUUCGACCACAUCGUACAGAUGGGAUCCUUCACCGAGCCCGUGGCGCGCUAUGUGUUUAUCCAGAUUGCUGAAGGUUUGAAGUACAUUCACUCUCAGGACAUUGUUUAUCGCGAUUUGAAGCCCGAGAACAUACUUGUGGACCGGAAUCAUUCAAAACGAGGUUUGCUGGAGAUCAAACUGUCCGACUUUGGACAUUCCAAGCUCAUCAAUGAUGGAUACAGCACCGCGCUCACCAGGGUGGGCACCCCGCAGUAUUGGGCACCUGAGGUUUCAGAUCCUCUGAAAGCAGCACAGGGCUACAACCAACGAGUGGACUUGUGGUCCCUUGGGGUGGUGUUGUAUGUCAUGCUGGUGGGUGCCUACCCCUUCGACGGUGUCAGAGAGCCCAUGGAAAAGCAGAUCCGACAAGCCAUCGUGACCUUCCCCCCUGAUAGGCAGCCAAGUCAGCAUGCACAGGACCUGAUCCGCGGCUUGAUAAAGGUGAGGCCCCAAGAUCGGCUUACCCUGGAUGCUUGCUUGGGACAUGCUUGGAUCUCUAUGAUGGGCGGCAGCCUGUCCAAGAUCGCCAAGCUCUGCACGGAAAAGGAGCACGCUGCCACAGAGGAGCGAUUGCCUUUGCCGGAAGAGCCCUCCAAGGACAAGGUGGAACAACUGCGCCGUGACCUACAGCAGUGGACACGCAAGUUCCGUUGCGCCGCCACUGUGAAGCAUGGUGAGGUUGUGGCGAAUAUGCAAACCGGUCUUGCAGAGGAAGAUCGUGCGAAGGCUCGGCAGGAGCUGCAGGGCAUCCUGCAACAUCACUUCCAAGGUCAAGCUUUGGCAUCUUCGAGCAGAGGAGGUCCCAAUGCCAAGCUCGCCACUGUCCCCGAAGAGCGAAGCAGGAGCAAGAGCUUCCGUACCUUCAAACACACGUUGAAGGUCUCUCCGCAAGACGGGGCGGGCCUGGAUUUGGAAGCUGAGAAGGGUGGCAUGCGCGUCAAGAAGGUCUUUGAUACGCCUGGGCAGCCUGGGCUAUACGUGGGAGACCUCAUCACGAAGAUCGAUGAGGCACCACUUCGAGGAGACUAUGAUGAGGUGGAGAAUACCUUUGGGCGCAAUUUCCGCGAUGGAGUUCUCCUGACCAUCAAGAGAGAGUCCUGA
Messenger RNA from Cladocopium goreaui, 1788 nucleotides. NCBI's taxonomy places the organism in Eukaryota, Dinophyceae, Suessiales, Symbiodiniaceae. The record is from the annotation of a GenBank genome assembly.